Triticum dicoccoides is the source of this 1689-nucleotide messenger RNA. Its product is annotated as putative protein FAR1-RELATED SEQUENCE 10. The record is from RefSeq and is a predicted model, not a curated record. NCBI's taxonomy places the organism in Eukaryota, Viridiplantae, Streptophyta, Magnoliopsida, Poales, Poaceae. The coding region runs from base 215 to 1006 and encodes 263 amino acids. The transcript is spliced from 4 exons.
AGCUUGUCCACACCAAACUGUUCAGCUAUUCAUUAAUCAAAAGCAGGGUUGGUCCGUCGGUGAUGACCCAGGUCGAAGCGACGACUGCUGCUCCUCUGUCCAGCUCGUCUUCUUCCUCGGGGUCGAGACUGAGCGACCAAGAUCCAAGCGACGCCUGCUGCUCUUCUCUACACCUCCUCUUCUUCCUCCGGAUCGAGAGCUUGGAUAGGGCUCCAUGGACCUGUUCGUGCCGCAGGAGGGCGAUUCAGAAAAGAGGAUUAGCCAUGGGCAGAUGGAGGGUGCUGAUGUUGCGCGCCCUAUAGAGUCCCAGGCAUCUAUCAGCGUCGCCGAGGGCGACAUCAGCCGUGCCGGAGACCUCUGCAGCGGCGGCGGAAAUGCUGGAUCUGUAGGCGAGGGCCCGCUUUUGCAAGUGUGCUCAGAGGCUACCAGCGGAUGGACACGCAGAGUAAGGAUCAGGAAAGCCCAUGCGGAGCGAGAGCUAAAUCCUAACCGGAAAAGUGCUCUUGAACUAUCGAUGAGGGCGUUCAUAAGUAAACGAGAUGGCAAUGUAGUCAACCCAGCAGUCGGCACUUCAUUUGAUUCACUGGAUGAGGCGUAUCAAUUCUACAAUUUGUAUUCGUGGGAGGCUGGAUUUGGCAUAAGGUAUUCGAAAAGCAGGCUAAAUGUAGAGAGGAUGAAGUGCAUGCAGGAGAUUGUAUGUGGAUGCGCGGGUAAACCGGAAAGGAAGAAUACAAGAUCAACUAGGUGCGGCUGUGCUGCCAGGAUUAAGCUACUGAGGUCGGAUGACAAUGGAUGGUAUAUUUCAGAGCACAGGCCUCUUCACAACCACUCUCUCUCGAGUACUUGUGGCGAGAAAAUGCACUGGCCUUCACACAGGCUCAUUGAUCGCUACACUAAAGAUCUUGUUAGGCAGUUGAGAGAAAACAAUGUUAGCCUUGGAAAAGUUUUUGCCUCUCUGGUGCGUGGGUGGGUGGGAGGAGGAUUGUUGGAGAAGAUGAGGCAGUAAUUGCGUGAGAUGACUAGUCCCCCCGGAUAGAAUUGAUAUGUGGUGGGCCCUCACGCAACUUUUUGCACGUCGAGACGUGACGAAAACAGUGAGAUGGCAGCUGCUCCAUCCGGCCCAUCACGAAUCUGGGCAUCCACGGACCUAACCAACAAACUACACGGUCUAGCUGCUAAAAACAAAUUACGUGUUUAAUUACCGAGGCACAAAAACAUGGUGGGAAAACAUGUCCAAAAUGGUGCCAUAAUUGUGAUUAAAGUACGAUAGUUCGCGGGAUAUUGUCAUUUUCCAACCGCGAACUCCUUUGAUUUACUACAACAUAGAGUCGUUGACAAUCCACAGCCGGUGCUCUUUGAUUUGAUUUGGUCCAUCUCACGCUAAUGUGCUGUUAAUGAAGGACUAUCUAUACAAAACAGAAGCAUGACGGUGACGGGGGUCACGUGCAAGGGCGAAAUACUGUCCACAUGGGCGACUCUCUUUUUGCUGCAUGCGCAUGCUCGACUGUACCUGGUACAUCAACACAGAGCUAGAUUCUGUCGCUACAACGCCCUCGCUGACAACCAGAAUACGUGGGCGGGAAUGGUCUACGGGGGGGACAGCUCCCGCAAAUACUGUGAUGAAGCUGGCCAUUGUGUAAAACAGACGGACUGGAUAAAGUCCUCAUAGUGCUCAUCCAUCGUUCGGCA